AUGGAGUUCGAGACAUUUUUAAAAUGCCUAAAUGAAGUAAGAAGUGUGAACAAUGUGAAAUAUAUGGAAACCGAAGAUUUAGCAGACUUUAAUAAAAAGUCAGCAUAUUACAUUUGCAAAGAAAUACAUGAGAAGCAAUUAACUAAUGAAGGUGGGUAUGUAGUUAUAGGUUUAUCAGGUGGGAAAACACCUAUAGAUGUUUAUAAAAAUAUGUGUGCAAUAAAAGAUAUAAAAAUUGAUAAAAGUAAAUUAAUUUUUUUUAUAAUUGAUGAAAGAUAUAAACCUGAUGAUCAUAAAUUUAGUAACUAUAAUAAUAUAAAGUUUUUAUUUGAUGAAUUAAAUAUUAAUAAAGAAACCCAAUUAUAUAAACCUGAUACAAAAAAGGAUCUUGUUAGUUGUAUAAAAGAUUAUAAUGAACAAAUUAAAAGCAUGCUAGAAAAAUAUAAAAAAAUAGAUAUUGCAAUAUUAGGUAUGGGGAGUGAUUUCCAUAUAGCUAGUUUAUUUCCAAAUGUAUAUUAUAAUAUAUAUAUGAAUAAUUAUCAAAAUAAUUAUAUAUAUGAAGACAAUGAAACAAUAAGGUCAUUAAAUCCCGACAAUAAUGUUAAUUUAAGUUUACUAAAUGAGCAUGUAUAUUUUACAACAACAAAUAAUUUUGAUGUAAGAAAAAGAAUUACAGUAUCACUUAACGUAUUGUCAAAUUCGACAAAUAAAAUAUUUUUAUUAAAUACAGCAGAUAAAUUAAAUUUAUGGAAAAAUAUGCUCUUAAAUUUUUAUGUUAAUCCUAACUAUAAUCUAUAUCCAGCAUUUAAGAUUAUUGACUCUAACAAUACAACAGUCAUAGCAUGUGGUCAUAAAAAUUAUUCAAAAAUGUUAGAAGAUUUAUAUGUUCAAAAACCGGAUGUACUUUCCCCGAUCUGUAAUGAUCGUGCAGAGAAUAAAAAUGAAUUGCUAACAGUAGUUAUAUUUGGUUGUUCUGGCGAUUUAGCACAAAAAAAAAUAUAUCCCGCCUUGUUUAAAUUAUUUUGUAACAAUUUGUUACCAAAAAAUAUAUUAAUAAUCGGUUUCGCAAGAACAGAACAAGAUUUUGAAUCUUUUUUUAACAAAAUAUGUAUAUAUUUAAAAAUGUCAUUAAACAGUUAUAAAAAUUUAUCAGUUUUUGAAAAAGUCGAACGCUUAAAUUCUUUUAAAAGCAAAUGUAAAUAUUUUAUUGGAAACUAUUUAUCUUCGGAAAGUUUUGAAAAGUUUAAUGUAUAUAUAACCGAGGAAGAGAGGGUAGCAUUGGGUUGUUGUGGUCAUAAGAAUAAUGAAAAACAUAAACAAGUAGAUGGCACUUCACAAUCCCCUAAUAAUCCUACUAACAUAAAUGCUACCAACAAUAUAAAUAACGAAUGUGAGUCUCCAACGCCUACUGAUUCUCUCAAAAGAUGCCCAUUCAGUUCAGGACAUGGCAAUACAUCUGGUACCCCUGUAUGCCCUCAUAGUUCAUACCAUGCUGGUAAAUCUAGUAACAAUGGCUGCCCAUACAGUUCAAGUCAUGGCAAUACAUCUGGUACCCCUGUAUGCCCUCAUAGUUCAUACCAUGCUGGUAAAUCUAGUAACAAUGGUUGCCCAUACAGUUCAAGUCAUGGCAAUACAUCUUCUACCCCUGUAUGCCCUCAUAGUUCAUACCAUGCUGGUAAAUCUAGUAACAAUGGCUGCCCAUACAGUUCAAGUCAUGGAAAUACAUCUUCUACCCCUGUAUGCCCUCAUAGUUCACACCACGCUGUUAAGUCUAGUAACAAUGGCUGCCCAUACAGUUCAUAUCACGCUGUUAAGUCUAGUAAUACUAAAUGUCCAUACCUUUCAAGCCGAGAUAAUACAUCUGGUAAUUCUGGAUGCCCAUACAUUUUAUACCAUGCUAAUAAAUAUGGUAAUUCUAGUUGUCCAUUCAUUUCUAGCCAUACUAAUAAAUAUGCAAAUUCGGGAUGCCCAUAUACUAUCACUAGAAUGCUUUACUUAGCCUUACCACCCCAUAUCUUUGUGAGCACAUUAGAAAAUUAUAAAAAACAUUGCUUAAAUAAAAAUCGAAUCAACAAGAUACUACUUGAAAAGCCAUUUGGAAAAGACUUGGAAUCAUUUAAAAUGUUAUCGAAACAAAUAUUAGAAGCAUUUCCUGAAAAAAACAUAUAUAGAAUUGAUCAUUAUUUAGGAAAAGAUAUGGUUUCAGGGUUAUUAAAACUAAAAUUUACAAAUACAUUUUUGCUAUCUUUAAUGAACAGACAUUUUAUAAAAUGUAUAAAAAUAACUUUAAAAGAAACAAAAGGAGUAUAUGGCAGAGGGCAGUAUUUCGAUCCAUAUGGAAUUAUAAGAGAUGUUAUGCAAAAUCAUAUGCUACAAUUACUGACGUUAAUAACUAUGGAACAUCCAACCGAUUUAAAUGAUAAAUCUAUACACAAUGAAAAAAUAAAAAUAUUAAAAUCGAUAGCUUCAAUAAAAUUAGAAGAUACUGUUAUAGGGCAAUAUAUUAAAUCAAAUAAUGAUGAUACAAAUAAUAAUAAUUCAAAUAAUUCUGAAAAUCCCAAUAUAGAUAAAUCUAAAAUAAAUCAUGGUUAUCACGAUGACCCACAUGUAGAUCCAAAUUCAAUAACCCCUACAUUUUGUGCAUGUGUUUUAUAUAUUAAUUCAGUAAAUUGGCAUGGUGUCCCAAUAAUAUUAAAAACAGGAAAGGCACUAAAUAAUGAUAUAUGCGAAAUUAAAAUUCAAUUUCAUAAUAUUAUGGGUUCAUCUGACGAAAGUAUGUAUAAUAAUGAAUUUGUAAUUAUUUUACAACCUGUAGAAGGAAUAUAUCUAAAAAUUAUGGUAAAAAAAAUGGGUUCUGAAGAAAUGGAAGAAGUGCGAUUAAAUCUAAGCCUUAAUGAAAAUAAUAAUAAUAAUAAUAAUAAGCCAUAUGUUCCAGAAGCUUAUGAAACUUUAUUAUCAGAAUGCUAUAAAGGAUAUAAAAGAAAAUUUAUCUCAGAUGAAGAAUUAUAUGAAUCUUGGAGAAUAUUUACCCCUCUAUUAAAUGAGUUACAAGAAAAGAAUAUUAAGCCGCUAUCUUACCCAUUUGGAUCAUCAGGGCCCCAAGAAGCUUAUGACCUCAUAAAAAAAUAUUACAAUUAUGGAAAAAACUAUGAAACAACUGCUAAAUUUUGCAGAAAAUCGUCUUACUAUGAUGAUAGCUUGUUUGACAAUAUGAGGGGAUAA
Messenger RNA from Plasmodium vinckei vinckei, 3222 nucleotides. RefSeq names its product glucose-6-phosphate dehydrogenase-6-phosphogluconolactonase, putative. The transcript has a single exon. The coding region runs from base 1 to 3222 and encodes 1073 amino acids. Lineage: Eukaryota; Apicomplexa; Aconoidasida; Haemosporida; Plasmodiidae. Gene Ontology annotation, biological process: glucose metabolic process; pentose-phosphate shunt, oxidative branch. The record is from RefSeq and is a predicted model, not a curated record. Gene Ontology annotation, molecular function: glucose-6-phosphate dehydrogenase activity; NADP binding.